Molecule: messenger RNA, 798 nt
Organism: Penicillium mononematosum
Lineage: Eukaryota; Fungi; Ascomycota; Eurotiomycetes; Eurotiales; Aspergillaceae
Exons: 1
Coding region: 1-798 (265 amino acids)
Source: RefSeq, a predicted model, not a curated record
AUGUCUGAUGAUUCCACACGACGCACUCGAAAGUGGGCUGAUCGUCACCGCAGCCCUAGCCCGCGUUCGAAGGACCCGGUGAAUGCCAAGGAAAUGAUCCGCAAAGGCCUCGCUCGUAUUGUUUCGAGGACCAUGGAGCCAUCGGGAUAUAGGAAGCUACAGGGACUUAUCCAAUACCACGGCGACGAGAUUGUGUCUCAAAACCAGGACUACAAUACAUUGCUGGAAGCUCUAUUUGCGGAACUGGAAGCGAUCCCUUCCAACCGCAAGGAUCAUGACGUGAAAACACAGGUUUUGGCCACUAUCCGUUCCAUGCUUCUACGAACCCGCGAGCAUUUCCACCCCUAUGACACUCGUGCCAUGGCAGCUAUUAUCCGGGUCCGCCGCCACUACGAAUCCACUUCCCACUUUGUCACUUGCCUAGAGGAAGUCGCAGACAAACUGGUGUUUUUGACCCUGCCUCAGACGGCGAUAAUCGGUGUCCUGCAGGGACUGGAUCUCGGAGCUGACGCAGAAAAUGACGAGACGUACCGGUCCACCAUCAUGGGCUUGAGUACUAUCCAGCAGUCACUAUCGCGUCCCGGUAUCGACAUCGACGAUGAGCUUCUGGCUCGCAUCGGUGCUGUGGUGAUGCAACAACUCGGGCACCCGCGCCCCGGUGUCAGAAAGAAUGCCACUGAGCUCUGCACGUUCUUGAACAUCACCUUUGGAUCCGAGCGAGUACAAAAAGUCACCCAGCCUCCUCGUGAGGGAUCCCUUAACCUUCUGACCUACUUCAUGGCCCGACGGACUCAGUAA